Parasteatoda tepidariorum (common house spider) is the source of this 2118-nucleotide messenger RNA. RefSeq names its product beta-1,4-glucuronyltransferase 1. NCBI's taxonomy places the organism in Eukaryota, Metazoa, Arthropoda, Arachnida, Araneae, Theridiidae. The record is from RefSeq and is a predicted model, not a curated record.
GCUCGUUCACAUAGUUUGAAAAACCUAACUUCAAAAAGAAGAAAAAAAAUCUUUUGAAAUUUUAAAUUGUGUGUUACAAGCUCAAGCAAUUCAGUGUAGCUUAAAAUAACGAUCAGUGUCCUAACCAAUGCACGAUUUAAUUUUUUAAAAUUAUUGUAAACGCGCUAUUCUUAUUUUGUGUGCGAUGAUCUGGAGUUAAAAGUGAUAGAUCCAAAUCAGAGAAGUUUCUACCGAUCAACUUCAGAUGUCUGUGUGCUAUUGUGAAACAUUAACAGUCUAGCAAGUUAAAACAGUGUGUUAGGGAAGCGGAUGUGGCUACGGACUGAAGGUCGUUUAUUUGGCGUUGUUUUCGUGUUGUUCAAUGUUCUGCUUGCCAUCUUCAACGUCCUUAAUUACAAAGUUACUUCAAGAACCACCGUCCCUUGUGUCGUCAUCGUUGCGCCGACUCCAGCACCACCACAGCGUAAAGUACCACCUACACCUUUGCGCCAACGCGUUGCACCAGUUCCAACUGUCACAAUCUCUCCCUCUUUAUCAUGGACAGAGACUAUAGGAGAAAAUGCGUCCAUCACUACACCGCACACUCGAAAAAUCGAUAUUCGCAAUGCAACAGAGAAAGAAGUGACCCUGUCAGCCAACGUGUCUUCUGUGUGGGAUUCCGAACAAAGAGACAAAUACACAAUCGUCAAAAGAUACAUUCCAGCAGAAGGUCCAGAACCAGGGUAUGAAGAAAGUGUCACACUCUGUACUCAAGGAACUUACGAAUUCCUGCAACAUGUACCAGUAUUAUGUGAGAGAUGGGAAGGACCCGUGUCCGUAUCCGUGUACGCCCCGGGGACAGACCUACCAGUGGCUAUAAGGAAGAUCAUUUUUCUUCGGAACUGUGGCCCUCCAUGUGUUCGUGUGAAUGUCACGUGGCAUUUAGUAUUCGAGACAUCCCUGGCUCCCGAACAGUUGGAGUCACCGUGGGAAGCAGGUGAAAUGGCUGAUUAUGAGCCUUUGGACUGUUCUGCUGGCACAAAACCUCUGCAGCUAAUUUCGGAAAUUCGAGGUUCCAAGAAACUUCCGUACCCUAUCAAUGUAGCUCGAAAUGUUGCUCGGCAUUUAGCCCGAACGAAGUAUGUUCUAGCCUCUGAUAUAGAACUCUACCCUAGUUCACACAUUGUGCCCAGAUUUCUGAGGUUAGUGAACCACCUAGAUAAAGAGAACGAGGGAAAACAAACUCGGAGACACGUCUUUACACUUCCAAUAUUCGAGAUAAAGAAAGAGUUUCCAGCACCAAAAACGAAAGCGGAAUUGGUGAAGAGGGUGAGAGAUUCUCAGGCGAUUUUUUUCCACAAAUGGGUGUGCGAUGCCUGUCAAAACUUUCCAAGGCGAGACGAGUGGGUCAAAACCAUACCAGAGGAAGAUUCCCUCGGUGUUUUUCAUAGUACAAAACGCCAAAUACCACGCACUGCAUGGGAGCCUAUUUACAUUGGAACAAAUGAAGAACCUUUUUACGAUGAGAGACUUACAUGGGAAGGGAAAAGGGACAAAAUGUCACAGAUGUUUGAACUGUGUUUACUGGACUAUGAUUUCUACAUUUUAGACAAUGCAUUUCUUGUUCAUGCGCCGGGAAUCAAAACUCUGAGUACUAGCGACCAGAGAAGGCGCGCGCCAUUCAUGCACAAAAACAAUGCAGUGCACAACAAGCUUCUUGCACAAAUGAAGAAAAAAUACGGACCUAGAAAAGGCUGCUGACCACACUUUUCCAAAACAGUUUUUCUAGUCAUGUUUACCUGUGAUCAUUGUGGAAAGUGGGCUGAUAAAUUUUGGGUGCAUUCGGGUGUUUUUUUUUUCUUCCUUCCUUGGUGAACAAAAAACUCUGUGGGAUGACUGUUCAUUGAUUGAAGUUGAAUGACGUCGAAUGAAUAUGCUGCAAAAUUCCGAUUCGACUUCAUAGAUGAACUGGUGAUAGAAUUGGUGGUGCUUUGUUCGGAAUAUGCGUCAUGUGGUUCAUCACUUUUUGUCUUUCAAUGUGAAAGUAUCUUCUAUUUAUUCGAAACAUUUAUGUGAUGCUGUAUCAAACUUUAUGAAGCUAUUGUUUGUUUUAAUGAUAUAUUAAAUGUUUUUAUUUAA